GGAUAUCGAUAUCAGGAACAUUCGAACAGUAAAAGUAAGAACUUCAACAAAUAUAUAAUGUAUCAAGGUCUUGCAGUUCAGUUAGAAAUAUUGACUGAAGUAAGAUGACGCCGUAGUUUGAAUUAAGUAACGUAAUUACUGCCGUAGGAGUCAAGACUUCGAAGAUCGAUAUGGAUGUUUCCAACCCAGCAGCUACAGUUGUGCAGCCGGGACAGGCAACCAACUAUUCAAACAGCACCAGGAACUGAUCCGGGUCCACUGCAGGUCAGGAACAUGGAGGCGCAAGACGUUGACUUUGUGGCUCAACUGCUGGUGGAGAGUUUCAGUGAUAAAUUUGAACAUGCAGUUGGGAAGAGUAGGAUGGAGGGUGCGGUCCAGCAGACAACGAGGAUGCUGGGCAGGUCCCGAGACGUGUGGCACAGAUAUCUCAUAGCCGUGUACGACGGCAGGCCCGCAGGGUUGAUAGUCAUGAAGUUCCACGGAGACACGGCCGAGGAGGAUUUCCAGUGCGGGGAGGCCUGCUCGUAUCUUGGUUGUUGGGGCACUCGUGGGCUGGUGUGCUUGCGCUGUUGCACGAGCAUGGAAGACAUUAGUGCGGGGGAGGGCUAUGUGGACCGCAUCUGCGUGGACGCAAACUUCCGCGGGAAAGGCAUCGGCAAGAUGCUAUUGGACAGAGCAGAUUUUGAUGCCAGGCGACGUGGGUGCACGGCGAUAUUCCUGUGGGUGAAGCAGGGUAACCGUGCAGUUCACCUCUAUGAACGACAGGGCUACGUCAUCACUGAAACCGCCAAUGGUAUAUUUCGCUGCUUUAUGCAGUGUGGUGUGGGAAGUCCGGACUGGUGCAAGAUGGAGAAGCAGCUCUAGUGUUCAAGACACACAACAGCACCUCAACUUCAAACUUGAUCUGUAUCCGUGCCAAUCAUUUCACAGCAAAGUUAAACUGUAAUUUCCAACACAAAAAUUGCACCUUCCAAAAUUUUUGACUGCCCGUCUCCAGUCUUUGCCAGUGAACGAGCCUUCCAUUGCUUCUGUGGUGCCACGUGAAACACAUGAAUUAUUGCGUUGAGUUUAUUGUGAUACCCUUUAGCUCAUUGAGCUAAUCUUCCAGGGCUCAUUAAAAACACACACAGUAUAUACAUUGUACAAGUGGGUGGACAGAUAUCAUACACUCACAACAGAUACAAAACACAUGAAUUGUUGAGUAUUGGAUCAUAAGUUAAAGAAAGUUUAUGGCACCCCAGUCUGUUCAUUAAUGACAAAAUCUCACUUUAAUCAAUGUGACUGUGUGUCCAGCCAAUUAUAUAAUUAUGUCAUACAUGUAUAUGUCAAUUUUUUGAAAAUAAAAAUCUCGGACAAAGACUGGAUAUGGACUGUGGAAAAGGACAGUUUUUAGUAUCGGAAGCUACUGUUCAACUUCAAAACAACACGUCAAGUUCAAGCUCAGGGAUGUGAUUUUUUUUUAUAAUUAUACUGUCAAUCACAUGUUUGGCUUUUUGUUUGUCUGUAUGUAACGUUAGGUCAAGAGCAUAACUCGAAAACCUGUGCUUAUUUUUACUAUUAUUUGAGUAGCGCUUUUAGAAUUGAAGGUCAAGUUAAAAAAUGGUUUACCUCAGGUAUUUUCCUUCUGUACUGCAGAAGGCUUUGAAAUUAUUGUAUUUGUUUGUGGGAAACAUAACCCAAGGAGCUAUUAAUGUAUAUAUUACUUGUAAAAAAAAGAUACCAAAACACAUGUUUAGCCCCACUUGAUUGUAACACUAUAUCGUAGAAUUAUGUGAGCCCUUAUUGUUUUAGUAUUAGGAUGUUAAGUUUUAUUCUAUAUUAAAUUUUCUAUUUUAUACAAUACGCAUCCAAAAAAAAUGAAUACUAAUUUGUGAAACAAGAAGACAACGAACAAGUGUUUUUUGUCUGUUUUGCUAUCAAUAGAUCAAACUUCUUUAAAAAAUGUUGUCAGAGUGUGCAGGUGGCACUACUCGAAAGAUGACUCCUAACGGCUAGUUAAAGCAAUGCAACAUCCUGCUUCUACUAAGUUCUAGUGGUUUUUUGAGGUUGUGUCGUGAUCGACAAUAAUAGCUCGAGGGAAAUUAAAUAAGAGACUGCUUACGUGCGUCACCUACUGGAAGUGAUUCACUAUGCAA
This is a messenger RNA of Branchiostoma floridae (Florida lancelet), 2135 nucleotides long. RefSeq lists its product as uncharacterized. Gene Ontology annotation, molecular function: acyltransferase activity, transferring groups other than amino-acyl groups. The transcript is spliced from 7 exons. The record is from RefSeq and is a predicted model, not a curated record. Lineage: Eukaryota; Metazoa; Chordata; Leptocardii; Amphioxiformes; Branchiostomatidae. The coding region runs from base 175 to 864 and encodes 229 amino acids.